UCCACCACACGGAAUUCAAUCGCUUGCUCGUCGGCAGGUACAUUCAAGGCUAUAUGUGGCGCAGUAUUCUGUGACAGGAUCCUCACCGAGCGAAAUUCCUCACACCUCCAAAUCGUCCCUCACAAUGGACACUGCAUCCUCAUAUCCGCGGGACGGAGCUCGGUGCAGCCCAUAUGCAGGACUGCGGACUAGCUUCAAACAUGAGCGGUAUUGUUCUUUUCAGCUGUGGAUUGCCUGCCCUGGCUGCUCCCGUCGAGAUGAUGAAGUUUCGCCAGAGAGCAGAGGCGAGCAACUGGGGGGUCUGACCCUUCUACAGUAAUCUGUUCUCUGGCGCAGGAAACCACCUACCCGCGUUCGAGAUUGUAAUCGCAACCCAUGCCGUAUAAGAACCAUCGUGGAACGGCUCUGAGGGCUACAUCGGUCUGACAUGCGCUCCAUCCUCAGCCUCUUCUUCACUAUCACUCUUCUGUCAGCCUCAGCUCCCACCGCUCAUGGCCUGGACCUGUUUCCGUUCUUCAAUGCCGUGAUAUUCUCCGCCGGAGUCUCCGGGACGGAAACUAUCGGGAACGGUAACUACACCAAGUUUGGCCGCGUCCUCGCCGCGCCACGCGGGGCCAGAGACUCGAAGAACGCCCCGCAGGCGGUGUAUGUGUCGACCGACCAGACCGCGCAGCCGAUGGCGGCUGCGGCGGUAGCCCUUUCCGACAUGCUCUGGACCAUCCACUAUGCGCCUGAUGUCGUCACGGACGAGGAGAAGUACAUACUGAAUUGCAAUCCCUCUGCGAAGCAGCUGCUGGUCCUGGUCCUGUCGCAGAACGACACUGCCUUGCAAGUCAGUGCGGUAAGACGGGAUGCUGUCCAAGACCCGGCUUCGGUGUACACGUUCAGCAUCAGGCCUCGCCGAGUCAUUCACCCCGGUCCUCCAAGACCAUAUAUCCCGGACAUCUACUACUCGGCGAGUGCUCUCUUCUGCGCCGAUCACACCGACCUGUCGUGCUGGACUGUCGACGACCAGGGCCAGAUAUCGCUCAGCGCGCUCACCACGGCGCCGACCAUUCCGGACAACCAGCUGUUUUUGAUGUCAAUGUAUCCCGCGCUUGACUCGGACCCCAGCCACGAAGAAGGCACCGCACUCGCCGACACAAAGGGCGCUUUCGCUGACCUCUUUGGUCCUGGGAGCCCCGGGAGCAAGAAGCCCCGGGCCGCUUUCCCCGGUGCUUGAGCAUCCGUCACAACCUGCGAUGUACUGCAAAACUCGCUUUGGGGCAAAUGGUUGGCAGGAGUGACUGGAGACAGCUUCGCUGCUACAUUCCGACACGAUUUUUGCCGCGGUUACUACUUUUGGUUUAUUGUAUCUUUGUCUCUAUUCUGACUCGUGUGAUGCACUGUGCUUGCGCCUCCGUG
Messenger RNA from Mycena citricolor, 1404 nucleotides. Lineage: Eukaryota; Fungi; Basidiomycota; Agaricomycetes; Agaricales; Mycenaceae. The record is from the annotation of a GenBank genome assembly.